This is a messenger RNA of Lymnaea stagnalis (great pond snail), 11304 nucleotides long. The record is from the annotation of a GenBank genome assembly. Lineage: Eukaryota; Metazoa; Mollusca; Gastropoda; Lymnaeidae.
GUGCACCGAGCCCUGCUGGCUGCCACCAGCGACUACUUCCGGGUCAUGUUCAAAGGGGUUAUGGCUGAGAGCAGACAAGACACUGUGGAUCUGAAAGGUGUUUCGGCUGAUGGCCUCCAACAGGUCAGUCAUGUAUUCAACUUUUGUUUUUUGAAAUCUGUGUGUAAAUGUACGUUUCAUUGAAUGAGGUACUCAUGGUUGGAAAGGUAGUAAGUGCCUUCGGGGUUGGGUAGCUAGUCCCACUCCUGUUUAUGGGUAGGAGUCAAACUCCUUUAAGGGUAGAUAGUCAUACUCCUUUAAGGGUAGAUAGUCAUACUCAAUUUUUUGGGGUAGCUUUCAUACCCCUUUUGGGGAUUAACAGUCUUACUCCUUUUUGAGGGGGGGGGGGCAGCGCAUAUCACCCAUACUCUUUGGGGGGGGGGGGGUUAGCCUGGUCAUCCUUUUUUUUUUUGAGGUGGGUUUGCUAGUCAUUCUUUUUCUUUGGGGGUGGGUAGAUAGUCAUACUCCUUUAAGGGUAGAUAGACAUACUCAAUUUUUUGGGGUAGCUUUCAUACCCCUUUUGGGGAUUAACAGUCUUACUCCUUUUUGAGGGGGGGGGGCAGCGCAUAUCACCCAUACUCUUUGGGGGGAGCGGGGUUAGCCUGGUCAUCCUUUUUUUUUUUGAGGUGGGUUUGCUAGUCAUUCUUUUUCUUUGGGGGGAGGGGCAGGAGUCUUACCCCUUUUUGGGGUAGUAUUCAUACUCCUUGUUGCCUAUGUUUAUAAGGUUCUAACAAAUUUAACCUUAUUGGUACAAGAAAAAUCCUGUAACAAAGGUCUGAAAAUCAGUUUACAAAGAAAAAUGAUACCAAAGCCAGUGAUAUUAACAAUAUUCUAUUUAUACUUAAAAUUCUGACAGUCAUUCACUGUACCACACAUUCACUGGUUGCACCACAAAUUCACUCACUGCACCACACAUUCACCCACUGUACCACACAUUCACCCACUGUACCACACAUUCACCCACUGUACCACACAUUCACCCACUGUACCACACAUUCACCCACUGUACCACACAUUCACUACUAUACCACACAUUCACCCAAUGUACCACACAUUUCAUUCACUGUACUGAACAUUACUCAGCAUACCACACAUUCACCCACCAUACCACUAAUUCAGCCACAUACUCCACAUUCACUCACUGUACCAUAAAUUCACUCUCUGUACCACACAUUCACUCACUAUACCACACAGUCACCCAAUGUACCACACAUUUCAUUCACUGUACCGAACAUUACUCAGCAUACCACAAAUUCACCCACCAUACCAAUAAUUCAGCCACAUACUCCACAUUCACUCACUGUACCAUAAAUUCACUCUCUGUACCACACAUUCACUCACUGUACCACACAUUCACUUGCUUUACCUCACAUUCACCCUCUGUACCACUCAUUCACUCAGUGUACCACACAUUCACUCACUGAACCACACAUUCACUCACUUUACCACACAUUCACUCACUGAACCACAGGUUCACUCAGUGUACCACACAUUCACUCACUGUACCACACAUUCACUCACUGAACCACAUGUUCACUCACUGAAUCACAGGUUCACUCAGUGUACCACACAUUCACUCACUGUACCACACGUUCACUCACUGUACCACACGUUUGCUCACUGUACCACACAUUCACUCACUGUACCACAUGUUCACUCACUGUACCACACGUUCACUCACUGUGCCACACAAUAACUCACUGUACCACAUAUUGAUUUGCUGUUUUGAUCCACAUUCACUGGCUAAUUUAAUUUCAUCUAUUUUUAUUCCACUUACUGAAAAAUAAAAAUAAAAUGUUUAAGAGAUUGAGAUUUCUGCACCACUUGUUUAUAUGGUAAUAUUUGUUUGAGUUCAUAUGGUAGAGACACUGACCAAAUAUUUGUCUUUAUGGCAGAGUUUGUUAUAGAGUUCAGAUGGUAGAGAGACUGACCACACAUUUGUCUAUAUGGCAGUGUUUGUUUAGUGAUCAGAUGGUUGAGACACGGACAGAUCAAUCUGGUUUCCUUCUCUGAUUCCCACAGGUGAUUGACUUCAUCUACAGUGGGGAAAUGACAUUGUCUGAUGAAAACUUGACUGAAGUCAUCAACACUGCCAGCCACCUGCAGGUGGCCAGUGCCAUCCAUGUUUGUAGUUCUUACAUCAAGGUCAGUGCAAUAGGGGCCAGUGCCAUCCAUGUUUGUAGUUCUUACAUCAAGGUCAGUGCCAUAGAGGCCAGGGCCUUCCUUACUGCUAGCCAUUAAUUGCAGCCCUUGCCAAUACUAUUGGCCAUGGAUAAUAUCUCCAUAAUUUAUUUGCUAUGGAUAACAACCCCAACCCCAACAUAAUUUAUUUGACAUGGAUAAACAUCCUUGUAUUGCAUAAUUCUUUUUGCUAUGGAUAAUAACCACUGGAUAUUUUAUGGCCAGGGCUAACAACCCCUGCAUAUUUUACUUGCCAUGGAGAACAUUAGCAUUGUAUAUAAACCCCUGCCCAAUGUAUUUGCUAUGGUUAACAGCCCCCUGUAUAUUUCGGAGCAGGACUUUUUGGCGCUGCGGUUUUGGUGCGACAGUUUUGGCGCGACAGUUUUGGCGCGACAGUUUUGGCGCAGAGCCGUUUUGGCGCAGGACAUUUUGGCCCCAUUUAAAAAUAACUUUUUAUUUAACUUAACGUUGAUAAAUUUUAAAUAAAGAGAAUGCAAAAUAUAUAAAUUAAGAAACGUUUAAAAAUAACUUUUUAUUUAACGUUUAUAAACUUUGAAUAAAAAUAUAUAAAUUAAGAAACAUUUAACGAGUUACUAGUGCCAUGCAAUAUUUUACCUUUAGCAAAUGCAAAAUAAUCAACUUAUAACAACUUAAUAAUAGUUAAUGAAUCCUGUCUAAUCUUGUACCUUUAAGAAGUCUUCCGAAAUCCGUGUAUAUUAGUCCAUCAAAAAAUUAUGGGCAAGUCCUCUAAGAUGAUGAUGUUUGCAUUAUUGAAAGUUUAUAAACUUUAAGUUAAAUAAAAAGUUAUUAUUAAAUGGCGCCAAAACGUCCUGCGCCAAAACGGCUCUGCGCCAAAACGGCUCUGCGCCAAAAGGGGGAGCCAAAACUCAGGUGUAUAUUUUACUUGCCAUUCUUAAAAUGAAUUUAUUUUAAUGACCAUGGAUAUUUUAUUGGCCUUGGAUAAAAACCAUUCCAUAUUUAAUUAGCCAUGGAUUAAAAAAAAACCUGGAUAAUUAAUUUUAUGGAUAACUAUCCAUAUAACACUGGCUCUUUUAUUUGCCAUGGAUAUCAACCCAUAGGUAGUCCAUUUGCUUUAAAUUACAAAUCGUUCAUAUUACACUUUAAAAAAACUCCUAUUUAUUCCUGUUCCACCAUUCUAAUUCAAUGUUUAGUCCCUACUGACAUUUGAGAACUACGAGGAGCUUCUGUCUAUUGCUGAUACCUACUCGCUGGAUGAAGUCGUUGUGCACUGGGAAAAUAUGAUCCAUGAGCGCUUUGUGGAGUUCUCAGGGACACAGGUGAGUCUGAUAUGGGGGAGUCAGGUGUGAGGGAGUCAGAUGUGGUGGAGUCUGAUGUGGGGGCAUCUGAUGUGGGGAGUCUGAUAUGGGGGGAGUCUGAUCUGGGGGAGUCUGAUGUGGGGAGUCUGGUGUGGGGGGGGGUCUGAUGUGGGGGAGACUGAUGUUGGGGAGUCAGAUGUGGGGGUGUUUGUUGGGACACACGUUGAAUGUAGGGGAGUUCUCUGGGACACAGGUUAGAUGUGGGGGAAUAAGAUAUGUAGGAGAGUAAGAGUUUUGGGGGAGUUAGAUUUAAGAAAGUUUGAUGUGGCAGAGUUCUCAGGGAUACGGGUUAAAUGUGGGUGAAUAAAAUAUGUAGGAGAGUAAGAGUUUUGGGGGAGUUAGAUUUAAGAAAGUUUGAUGUGGCAGAGUUCUCAGGGAUACGGGUUAAAUGUGGGGGAAUAAGAUAUGUAGGAGAGUAAGAGUUUUGGGGGAGUUAGAUUUAAGAAAGUUUGAUGUGGCAGAGUUCUCAGGGAUACGGGUUAAAUGUGGGGGAAUAAGAUAUGUAGGAGAGUAAGAGUUUUGGGGGAGUUAGAUUUAAGAAAGUUUGAUGUGGCAGAGUUCUCAGGGAUACGGGUUAAAUGUGGGGGAAUAAGAUAUGUAGGAGAGUAAGAGUUUUGGGGGAGUUAGAUUUAAGAAAGUUUGAUGUGGCAGAGUUCUCAGGGAUACGGGUUAAAUGUGGGGGAAUAAGAUAUGUAGGAGAGUAAGAGUUUUGGGGGAGUUAGAUUUAAGGAAGUUUGAUGUGGCAGAGUUCUCAGGGAUAGGGGUUAAAUGUGGGUGGUUCCCCUGGACCCAGGCUAGAUGUGGGGGCAUAAGAUGUGGGGGCAUAAGAUGUGGGGGCAGGUCUCAUGGAAACUGGUUAAGUGUGGGGGAGUUUCAUAUGCUGGAAUAUUUUCAGGGACACCAUGUAAGUGUGAGGGAGUGUUAUGUGCUUGAGUUUUCAGAGACACAAUCAAGUUUAGGGGAAUUUCCAUAUGCUGGAGUUUUCAAUGAUACUGGUUAAGUGUGGGGAAGUUUUCCAUGUAUGUGGAUCUGUUACGGUUUACUUCACUGGUAGGGUCUUAGUGAAUUUUAAGUUUAAUUAGAUUGAUCUCUCUUUGAAAUAGCUUUAAGUCAAUAGGUUAGAUAUCUAGUUGGAAGUUUAAUUAUAUGACUAGUUCUAAGAGCUUUAAUCUAUAUGAAAUACAUUCUACUCAUAAUUUUUUGUCACCAGGCAUUCCUGAAAAUGGAUGGAGACAAGCUGGCCCGUCAUCUCUCACAAAACAACCUCAAAAUACCAUCAGAGUACCAGCUCUUUGUUACCUUGGACAAGUGGUUCAGGUAUGGAUGCUAAAUUUAGUUACUUUGGACAAGUGGUUCAGGUAUGGAUGCUAAAUUUUGUUACUUUGGACAAGUGGUUCAGGUAUGGAUGCUAAAUUUUGUUAUCUUGGGUAAGUGGUUCAGGUAUGGAUGCUAAAUUUUGUUACUUUGGACAAGUGGUUCAGGUAUGGAUGCUACAUUUUGUUACUUUGGACAAGUGGUUCAGGUAUGGAUGCUACAUUUUGUUACUUUGGACAAGUGGUUCAGGUAUGGAUGCUAAAUUUUGUUACUUUAGACAAGUGGUUCAGGCAUGGAUGCUAAAUUUUGUUACUUUAGACAAGUGGUUCAGGUAUGGAUGCUAAAUUUUGUUAUCUUGGACACGUGGUUCAGGUAUGGAUACUAAAUUUUGUUAUCUUGGACAAGUGGUUCAGGUAUGGAUGCUAAAUUUUGUUAUCUUGGACAAGUGGUUAAGGUAUGGAUGCUAAAUUUUGUUAUCUUGGACACGUGGUUCAGGUAUGGAUACUAAAUUUUGUUAUCUUGGACAAGUGGUUCAGGUAUGGAUGCUAAAUUUUGUUAUCUUGGACAAGUGGUUCAGGUAUGGAUGCUAAAUUUUGUUAUUUUGGACAAGUGGUUCUGGUAUGGAUGCUAAAUUUUGUUAUCUUGGACAAGUGGUUCAGGUAUAAAUGCUUUUAAGUAAACAUGCAAUGACAGAGGUGCCAAACUAACAAUCAAUGACAGAUGCCAAACAAACAAUCAAUGACAGAUGCCAAACAAUUAAUGACAGAUUCCAAACAUACAAUCAAUGACAGAUGCCAAACAAUCAAUGACAGAUGGCAAACAUACAAUGACAGAUGCCAAACAAACAAUCAAUGACAUAGGUGCCAAACAAACAAUGACAGAUGCCAAACAAUCAAUGACAGGUGCCAAACAAUUGAUGACAGAUGGCAAACAUACAAUCAAUGACAGAUGCCAAACAAACAAAACAAUCAAUGACAGAAAUGUUGAAUAAUCAAGUAAUGAAGAAAAAUGUACUAUUUGUGAGACAAGAAAUCUUAUUUUUCUUAGUUAUAAAAAACUCUUCAAUUGGGUUUCACUUUGUAUGUUGUAGUAUGUUUCUAUGUAGAUGAAUUUGCCCCAUGCUGCUUAGGGCAUCCAAAUGUAGAUGAAUGUGCCCCAUGCUGCUUAGGGCAUCCAAAUGUAGAUGAAUGUGCCCUAUGCUGCUUAGGGCAUCCAAAUGUAGAUGAAUGUGCCCCAUGCUGUGUAGGGCAUCAACAUAUCUAAAUGUAGAUGAAUGUUCCCUAUGCUGUUUAGGGCAUCUAAAUAUCUACAUGUAGAUGAAUGUGCCCCAUGCUGUGUAGAGCAUCUAAAUAUCUAAAUGUAGAUGAAUGUGCCCCAUGCUGUGUAGGGCAUCUAAAUGUAGAUGAAAUGCCCCAUUCUGCAUAGGGCAUCCAAAUAUCUAAAUGUAGAUAAAUGUGCCCCAUCCUGCAUAGGGCAUCUAAAUAUCUAAAUAUAGAUGAAUGUGUCCCAUGCUGCAUAGGGCAUCCAAAUAUCUAAAUGUAGAUGAAUGUGCCCCAUGCUGCGUAGGGCAUCUAAAUGUAGAUGAAUGUGCCCCAUGCUGCAUAAGGCAUCCAAAUAUCCAAAUGUAGAUGAAUGUGCCCCAUGCUGCGUAGGGCAUCUAAAUGUAGAUGAAUGUGCCCCAUGCUGCAUAAGGCAUCCAAAUAUCCAAAUGUAGGUGAAUGUGCCCCAUGCUGCGUAGGGCAUCUAAAUGUAGAUGAAUGUGCCCCAUGCUGGAUAAGGCAUCCAAAUAUCCAAAUGUAGAUGGAUGUGCCACCUGCUGCAUAGGGCAUCCUAAUAGGUUGAAUAUCAAAUAACUAUUUGAGGUACUUGAUUUAGGAUUUGAAGAAAAGUUUGGUCAACUAUCCAAACUGUUGAUGAACACUGGGGCCUUGGGGUUCUUUCUCUAAUGUUUACAUCAUCAUCAUCCAAAUUCAGAGGCCAUUUUGGCAUGUGCCCUUUUGCCUUCGCGAUGAAGAAUUUUGAUGUUUGUUUUUUUAUUUGUUGUGCAAGUGGUCAAUUAGCAGACCUGUUUACCCCCAAACUCUUAAAAUCGUACAAUAUUAUCACAAAAUCGUUCAAUACAUUAUAUUGAUAGUAAAAAAAAUAAAUAUACAGUAUAUAUAAUGUGCACAUCUCAAAAUCUUACAUUGUAUGCCAAAAGAGUAAAGAGGUCUGUAUUAGUUUUCCAUGGGUGUAAGAUAGGUCAAGACUGAACAUAUUAAAACAGAUUCACUUGGACAGGUGUUCAAGGGUUUAAAUAAAACACCUUCUAGGAGCAGUUGGAUUUUUUUUCCUUGAUUUGACCUCCACAGAUUUCAGGCAAAUCGCAUCAGCCAAGACUCGGCCAAGCUGCUGGGUAAUAUCAGGUUCGGCUUGAUGUCCGAGCAGGAGCUUACACAGAUCAGAGAUUCCGACACCAUCAAACGGUGCCCUGUGGGGCAGGCCAUGAUUGCAAAGGGCUACCACUAUCAUAUGGAUAGUAAAAAAGGUUUGCCAUUAACAUUUGUGUCUGUUAAAUUGCUGUAGGUCUGCACAUUGAAAAUCAUAAUCAUUGCUAUAAGACUGGUCUUCACAAUAUACAACCUGUGAGCGGCCUGUGUCCUGACAGCACCCACUUUGCGGCCCGCGAAGUAAAGAAAUAUUCUUUUUUUAUUAUGUUCUUAAUAGCUCCCCCGCCCCCAACGUUCUAUUUUAUUUCGGCGCGCACAAGUUUUAUCAUAAAGUAUUAGAGAGUGUCUUACAUUUUGAAUCGUGCAGACCUGCUAUUAGAGGUAAGGUGUUCAUAUUGAAUGUAUUUUUAUGGUUUGUACAAUUAGUUGUAGUUUUGUUAUGUGUAAUUUUCAUUGUUUUGAAUUAUAAACAAAUCAAUUUUUUUACCCCUAAAAAUGGGAAGUUGAUGACUAAAAAGGAUCAUGUAUGAGGGGCUGCAUUCAAGCUGUGUGAAGGAAAUAAUGGGACAAGGUAUGUGAAAGCUUGAAUGAAAAGACAUGACAAUAAGAUUUGAACUUUUCAGCUAAGUGCCUACCCCAGCAGACUGGAAAGAUGAAAAAUACGACAAGAAAUAGAGCAAACUUGAGUGAUCGCCAUUGUUAUAGUCGGAAGUUGGAUAUGGAACUAAUCAAAUAUUCUCCUACUAAUGAUUCUCAAUUUCCCUGUAUUUCUUUUUCUUUCUUCUUAUUUCUUAUAGUUUUAUUGAUCCUUAAAAUGUUUUGGUCCCUUAAGAUUUAAGAACCUUGUAUUUCACACUAACAAUAUAUAUUCUUUCACUUCCUGUAAUCUUGGUUUUGAAAAAUCCAACUUCCAGCUAUAACAAUGGUGAUCACUUAAGUUUUUAACUAAUAUUUUAAUUUUUCCUAUCUGCUGAGGAAGGCUCUUAGCCGAAGGUUCAUAUCUAAUUGUCUUGUCUUUUGAUUCAAACUUCCACAUGCCUUGACCUACUAUUUACUGAUGACUGUAAGAAUUUUUUAAUGAUCUCCAGUUUUCAUAACCUCUGUGCUGUUAAAUUAUUUCAUGACCCCAAGUUUUCACUUACUUGGCCUUAGUAAUCUCAUCCUGUCUGUGCAACCAUUUACUUGGCCAUAGCAAUCUCAUCCUGUCUAUGAAGCCAUUUACAUGGCCAAAUGAUCUCAUCCUGUCUGUGCAGCCAUUUACUUGGCCAAGUAAUCUCAUCCUGUCUGUGCAGCCACUUACUUGGCCAAGUGAUCUCAUCCUGUCUGUGCAGCCAUUUACUUGGCCAAGUGAUCUCAUCCUAUCUGUGCAGCCACUUACUUGGCCAUAGUAAUCUCAUCAUGACUGUGCAGCCACUUACUUGGCCAUAGUAAUCUCAUCCUGUCUGUGUAGCCACUUACUUGGCCAAGUGAUCUCAUCCUAUCUGUGCAGCCACUUACUUGGCCAUAGUAAUCUCAUCCUGACUGUGCAGCCACUUACUUGGCCAUAGUAAUCUCAUCCUGUCUGUGCAGCCACUUACUUGGCCAAGUGAUUUCAUCCUGCAGCCACUUACUUGGCCAAGUGAUCUCAUCCUGACUGUGCAGCCACUUACUUGGCCAUAGUAAUCUCAUCCUGUCUGUGCAUCCAUUUACUUGGCCAAGUGAUCUCAUCCUGUAGCCACUACUUGGCCAUAGUAAUCUCAUCCUGUCUGUGCAGCCACUUACUUGGGAAAGUGAUUUCAUCCUGCAGCCACUUACUUGGCCAAGUGAUCUCAUCCUGUCUGUGCAGCCAUUUACUUGGCCAAGUGAUCUCAUCCUGCAGCCACUUACUUGGCCAAGUGAUCUCAUCCUGUCUGUGCAGCCAUUUACUUGGCCAUAGUAAUCUCAUCCGGUCUGUGCAUCCAUUUACUUGGCCAAGUGAUCUCGUCCUGCAGCCACUUACUUGGCCAAGUGAUCUCAUCCUAUCUGUGCAGCCAUUUACUUGGCCAUAGUAAUCUCAUCCUGACUGUGCAUCCAUUUACUUGGCCAAGUGAUCUCAUCCUGCAGCCACUACUUGGCCAUAGUAAUCUCAUCCUGUCUGUGCAGCCACUUACUUGGCCAAGUGAUUUCAUCCUGCAGCCACUUACUUGGCCAAGUGAUCUCAUCCUAUCUGUGCAGCCACUUACUUGGCCAUAGUAAUCUCAUCCUGUCUGUGCAUCCAUUUACUUGGCCAAGUGAUCUCAUCCUGCAGCCACUUACUUGGCCAUAGUAAUCUCAUCCUGUCUGUGCAUCCAUUUACUUGGCCAAGUGAUCUCAUCCUGCAGCCACUUACUUGGCCAUAGUAAUCUCAUCCUGUCUGUGCAUCCAUUUACUUGGCCAAGCGAUCUCAUCCUACAGGUACUACUUGGCCAAGUGAUCUCAUCCUGCAGCCACUUACUUGGCCAUAGUAAUCUCAUCCUGUAUAUGCAACCAUUUACUUGGCCAAGUGAUCUCAUCCUGUCUGUGCAGCCAUUUACUUGGCGAAAGUAGUCUCAUCCUGUCUCUGCAGCCACUUACUUGGCCAAAGUAAUCUCAUCCUAUCUGUGUAGCCACUUACUUGGCCAAAGUAAUCUCAUCCUAUCUGUGCAGCCACUUACUUGGCCAAGUGAUCUUAUCCUGUCUAUGCUACCACUUACUUGGCCAAAGUAAUCUCAUCCUUCUGUGCAGCCACUUACUUGGCCAAAGUAAUCUCAUCCUAUCUGUGCAGCCACUUACUUGGCCAAAGUAAUCUCAUCCUGUGCUGCCACUUUCUCCUCUUGGAACCACUUGUUUUAAUUGUCAUCUGUUAAUGCCCCCUACUUUUGAGGAACCCUGGUUUAAAAAGUAAUCUAAUAUAACCACUCACAUUGGGAACCCCUGUUAAAAAAGUUUAAAGAGCUUUCAUUAAUUGUGGCUCCAUCACGUUUUCCCCCCAAAAAUAUUACUCUUGUCUGUGUGUAAAAAAAAAAUUUGCCAAGACAUCUAUCUCCAUUUCAGGACACCCCACCAUUGAUGAGCACUGCAAGGUCAGGGCCAAUGAUCCAGCCAUUGUGAUGGUGCAUCUUGGUACAACCCACAUGCCCUUCCAGAUUACAGCAUUCAAUCCAGCCACCAAAUUGUUCUACUCUCUUUUCUGUGAUGUCAACGGGAUACGUGACUGCCGAGUUGCCUCUGUCGACAACUUUGCCUACAUUUGCCGCGUUAUCGACUUUGGUGGCGGCACCUUGAUGAGCUCACUGUUCAGGUUCGACCCCAGACAUUUGAUUGGUCAUGAACUGCGGCCAAUGAGGCGUCUGCGGUUGGAGUUUGCAUGCGUUUCACAUUCAAGAUGUCUGUAUGCAUUUGGCGGGACAACAGAACAGUUUGCAAUUCUGGACUCUGUGGAGUGCUACAAUGUCCAAUCUAACACAUGGGAUGAGCUGCAGCCACUUCCAGCCCCCACACACUCCCUUGCAGCCGUAUCUCAUGGCACCAAAAUCUACCUCUCUGGUGGUGUCUCGGGUCAGGACCGAGCCAUUGUCGCCAGUUUCAUCAGUUAUGACCCAGUGACCAGGCGCUAUGAGGCCAAGCCAAGCAUGUUCUACCCUCGGCGUCUUCACGACAUGAUAGCCUUCAAAACAAAGAUCUUUGCCCUUGGUGGCAUAACUCGGCAGGGAAUUCCUCUCUACGGACAGAUUCCAAUAGAAAGUUUUGACAUGACCACAAACCAGUGGACGAUGCUGUCGUCCACUCUCGGGGGACGCUCAGUCGGCCAUUACCUGUUUCUCGAUGAGGGCCAGAUACUAUCAUUGGGCCACGAGCACCACAGCGCAACGGAAGAAGAGAUGUGGCUUUAUCAGCCGGACACCGACUCGUGGUCCAAGUACUCUAAGGCACCCCAGAGGAUGAGCCUGAACUCAGCCCUCAGCACUCAGCUGUACAUCAACUUCUUCCAGGAGAAAGUGGCUGCGAAAAUCAUGAAAGACAGGUGA